Hyaloscypha bicolor E is the source of this 319-nucleotide messenger RNA. RefSeq lists its product as uncharacterized. The transcript has a single exon. Lineage: Eukaryota; Fungi; Ascomycota; Leotiomycetes; Helotiales; Hyaloscyphaceae. The record is from RefSeq and is a predicted model, not a curated record. The coding region runs from base 105 to 269 and encodes 54 amino acids.
CGCGAGUCUCGAGUCUCCUUUUCUGAUCCCACGAAUCUUUAGUCCAAGAUUUGAUUUAUCUGUAACCGCUUAUGGGAUCUGUCAUGGUCUCAAAAUAGAACUUGAUGCAAGGUGGUGGUCUUGUCCGAUGCCUGGGGCGGGUAUGCAAGCAUUUAUCCGGAUCGGGUCGGAAAGAUCAGACGAACCGCUGCGUCCCCAAGAGCUGCUGCCCUCAGACCCCAUGCAAUUGCUUACCAUUCAAAAUUCGAAUGAGCAUAAUUGGUAAGUGAGCAUUAAUAUAUGUUGUCCAUAACCAACAACGUCUACCCCUCAAACGGAC